Erythranthe guttata (spotted monkey flower) is the source of this 1886-nucleotide messenger RNA. RefSeq names its product putative polyol transporter 4. Gene Ontology annotation, biological process: transmembrane transport. Gene Ontology annotation, molecular function: transmembrane transporter activity. Gene Ontology annotation, cellular component: membrane. The record is from RefSeq and is a predicted model, not a curated record. Lineage: Eukaryota; Viridiplantae; Streptophyta; Magnoliopsida; Lamiales; Phrymaceae.
UGAUCACCAUGAUGACUAAAGUUAGGUGAUAGGUUGAAUCCAUAUUAGUAAGAGUAGUAACAGAGAAUCGAAUUGACCUGCAUUUUUGUCGUGCGAAAUUAUAGUGUAUGUUAGAAAAUCAGAAUCUCCUAAAAAAAAAAAAAAAAAGAUUAUUCAGACAGAGAUAUUCGCUCUCGCCACCUUAAUUACUCUCCGAAAAAAGAAAAAGGAGAAAGAAAACGAUAUAUGAUGGAUACCCAGGAAAAUGGAAAUGUGGGUGUCAAAAAGUACAGGAGAAUCGAUCUCGAUAAAAUGGAAUUGGAGGAUGAGGAAUUAUCUGCUGUUUCUCAUCCAUUACAAGGAAAUGUGAACACAAACAACGAAAGCGGCUCCUGUGUAAUGGCGUACGCCAUUUUCGCCUCUCUCAAUUCUGUCCUCCUUGGAUACGAUGUAGGGGUGAUGAGUGGGGCCAUUCUAUUCAUUCGAGACGACCUGAAACUCACCGAAGUUCAAGAAGAAGUCUUCGUCGGAAUCCUAAGCAUCAUCUCCCUAUUCGGAAGUUUAGCCGGCGGUAAAACCUCCGACGCUAUCGGCAGAAAGUGGACAAUGGGAUUAGCAUCUCUUGUAUUCCAAUCCGGUGCCGCCAUUACCGCCCUCGCCACGUCAUUCACGCUACUAAUGACCGGCCGAUUGCUCUCCGGCAUCGGAAUCGGCUUCGGAAUUAUGAUCGCGCCCAUUUACAUAGCAGAAAUUGCACCCUCCACCGCAAGAGGAACCCUCACUUCACUCCCUGAAAUCUUCAUAAACUUAGGCAUACUCCUCGGUUAUAUUUCCAAUUACGCCCUCUCGGGUUUACCCUCGAACAUAAACUGGAGAAUUAUGCUGGCCGUGGGUAUUCUCCCCUCGGUUUUCAUCGGAUUCGCCUUGUUUGUCAUUCCCGAAUCUCCUAGGUGGUUGGUCAUGCAAAAUCGUAUAGACGAAGCAAGAAUGGUUCUACUAAAAACGAACGAAAAUGGUAGUGAAGUUGAUGACAGGCUGGCGGAAAUACGAAAAGCUGCAACCUUUGCGAACGAAGGGAAAGCUGCGUGGCGCGAUCUGCUUGUUAAUCCGACACCUGGCGUGAGAAAGAUGCUCGUAACGGGGUGUGGGAUUCAGAUAUUCCAACAGAUAACGGGAAUCGAUGCGACUGUUUACUACAGUCCGAGAAUAUUCGAAAAUGCGGGGAUUAAGGAUAAUACGGAUAUUUUAGCUGCAACAGUGGCCGUUGGAUUUACUAAAACGAUUUUCAUCUUGAUAGCGAUAUUUUUAAUCGAUAGAGUUGGGAGGAAGCCGUUGCUUUACGUGAGUACGAUAGGGAUGACUUUUUGCUUGCUCUGUUUAGGGUUGACUCUUUGGACAUCGGGCGAGGGUACAAUCGGGAUUGUGCUGGCGGUUUUGUUUGUUUGUGGGAAUGUGGCAUUUUUCUCCAUUGGGAUUGGCCCCGUUUGUUGGGUUGUUUCUUCCGAGAUUUUCCCGUUGAAGCUUCGAGCUCAAGCUUCUGCUAUGGGGGCAGUGGGGAGCAGAGUGAGUAGCGGUUUGGUGGCUAUGUCUUUUCUUUCGGUUACUCGAGCGAUAACGGUUGGAGGGGCAUUUUUGGUAUUUGCAGCGAUUUCUGCUGUUUCCGUUGCUUUUGUUCACAAGUGUGUUCCGGAAACAAAAGGGAAAUCGUUGGAGCAAAUCGAGAUGCUGUUUUUCAAGAACGAGCGAACCGAAGGUGAAGUUGGGCUUGGAGAUGUUGAGCAUCUCAUAGACAGGCAAUAACAUUUAAUUUUUUUAAUUUUUAUCGGGGAUGUAGAUAGAUAUAUAAACAGAAUAUAUAUAUAUAUAUAAUAUAUAUAUAUAGUUGAGAAAUAGUUUAUUUACAGAAG